Molecule: messenger RNA, 1001 nt
Organism: Solanum stenotomum
Lineage: Eukaryota; Viridiplantae; Streptophyta; Magnoliopsida; Solanales; Solanaceae
Product: RING-H2 finger protein ATL2-like
Exons: 1
Coding region: 118-756 (212 amino acids)
Biological process (GO): protein ubiquitination
Source: RefSeq, a predicted model, not a curated record
CAAAGUCCCUCUCCGGCUAUAGCAUAUAUACUAUACCGCGACAACAAGUGAGGAAACUUCCUCUUUUAUGUUUUUUAGCAUAACCAUUUGCACUGCACCUUCUUCUUCUUUUCUUCCAUGGACGACGAUGAGUACUCGUCAUCUACUACUGCUCUUGUAUCUUGUUGCGAUGAUAAUACUCCGCACUACGCAUUCAGCGGUAAGCUCAUGCUUACCUCUGUUCUCCUUUUCUUUUUCGUCUGUUUUCUCAUUGUCUUCUUCCACCUUUACGCUAACCGAUUCCUCCUCCGCCGUGCCCGCCACCACCACGACAGACGCCGUCGCUACCGCCACCAGAUUCCGGCUUCACCAAUUGCAGCUUCUUCUUCUUCUCGAGGGCUUGACCCUUCGCUGCUAAAAUCACUCCCUGUUUUCGUUUACGACGCGGAAUUUUACAAUCCUCCAAUCGAAUGCCCUGUGUGCUUGGCGGAAUUUGAAAAUGGAGAAACGGGUCGGGUUUUGCCCAAAUGUAAUCAUUGUUUUCACUGUGAAUGUAUUGAUAUGUGGUUUCAGUCUCAUUGUAACUGCCCGAUUUGCAGAGCCCCAAUUACGCCAUUGGUGAAACCGAUUAAAGUAACGGAAAGUGAAUUAGAUGGAGAAGAUGAAGUUGUUAUAAUGGUGGAUGAAUCUGUAAUCGAAGAAGUACAGAACUGUGAAUCGUCGCAGUUUGACGAUGGAAGAAAAUCUAUUGGGAUGAUUGUUAUUGCUGCGAGUUGAUUACUUAUAUGGUCACUCAACUAAUGAAAAUUGGGCAUGAAAAUCGCUCUAAUUUCCUUUUUGUUGAUGGUGUUUUUAUUGCAUUCCAAUUCCAUUGUUAAAAUAUCACCUCAAUAUAUAGUUAUGUGACUUUAGUGUAUAAUUUUUAUUAAUUGAGUGAUUGUUUGAACAAUUGUUUAAUACUCUUCGAUGCUAUUUACAAUUGAAGAUCAAAAGGUAACACGAAAUAUUUCCUCCAUCCAAUA